This is a messenger RNA of Grammomys surdaster, 3873 nucleotides long. RefSeq names its product diacylglycerol kinase kappa (gene Dgkk). The record is from RefSeq and is a predicted model, not a curated record. The transcript is spliced from 28 exons. Gene Ontology annotation, biological process: lipid phosphorylation; intracellular signal transduction; diacylglycerol metabolic process. The coding region runs from base 1 to 3873 and encodes 1290 amino acids. Lineage: Eukaryota; Metazoa; Chordata; Mammalia; Rodentia; Muridae. Gene Ontology annotation, molecular function: ATP-dependent diacylglycerol kinase activity.
AUGGACGGUGUAGAUUCAGUGGCCCAGGGCACUGCCCAGCCUCAGGAUGGAGAGCAGCCUGCUGAGUCCCCAGAGCCGCCGCCGCCGCCUCCCGCUCCGCCGCCGGCCCCACCGCCUCCGGCCCCACCGCCGCCGGCCCCACCCCCUCCGGCCCCACCGCCGCCGGCCCCACCGCCUCCUGCUCCUCCACCAUUCCCCGAGCUUUCUUCAGCACCAGUACCAGAGCCUGCUCUGGGACCCUGUCCAGAAGCGACUCCAGAACCAGCCACAGAAACAGACGCAAAAUCAACCCUAGAGCCGGCCCCGGAGCCGGCCCCCGAACCAGACUCAGAGCCGGCCCCGGAGCCGGACCCCGAACCAGACUCAGAGCCGGACCCAGAGCCGGACCCAGAACUUGUCCCAGAGCCGGCCCCGGAGCCGGACCCAGAACCUGCCCCAGAUCUAACCCUAGAGUUGGCCUCAGAACCGUCUAGAGAGCCGACCCCAGAUCUUGACACAGGGCUGGCCCUAGAACCAGCCCCAGAACCUGCCAUGGAGAGGGCCCCAGAGCCAACUCCAGAGUCCUGUCUAAAGAUGAGUCCAGCACUACAUCUGUUGCAGGUAGUUCCUGGAGAGCAAAGUGGAAGAACAUCUCCAGUGCUCUUGCCAUUGCCGUCGCCCAAACCGCCACCAACAUGGUCCAGAGUAAAGAAAAUACUGAAGGAAGGACCACUGCUAAAGAACUGUAAGUCCUUCAGAAGAUGGAAGCUUAGAUACUGUCUGAUUCAAGGACAGAGGUUCUACUUCGCACACCACCCCUCGUUUGCACAUUUUGAAACAAUUGAUCUGUCUCAAGUCGUCUUGGCAGAAAGUAGCUUCAGAAAUCUUUACCACGGCUUUUGUGUUAUCACACCACAUCGACAUUUCUCUCUAAUUGCACCUACCCGGCAAGACAUGGAAGAAUGGAUUAACAUCAUAAAAACUGUCCAACAGGGAGAAAUCCAUCAGAUACCUGCAGCCGAAAACAAUCCUUUCCUUGUCGGAAUGCACUACUGGUAUGCCAGUAAUAAUCCUCGGAGUCAGUUCUGCAAUGUUUGUCGAGAGAACAUUCCUGCCUUAUCUCGAGAUACCAUCAUCUGUGAAGUAUGCAAGGUGAAGUCUCACAAAUUCUGUGCUUUGAGAGCAAACAAAGACUGCAAAUGGAACACUUUGUCCGUAACUGACGACCUUCUUCUACCCGCUGAUGAAAUACAAACAAUGCCACAUCAGUGGGUAGAAGGAAAUAUAUCUGCCAGCUCUCAGUGUGUCGUCUGUUACAAGAGGUGUGGAGGUCGUCGGAGACUUCAGGAUUUCCGCUGUCUCUGGUGCGGCUCUACGGUGCAUGGGGCCUGCCAGAAGCGGUUUUCCAAGGAAUGUUCCUUCGGAAGUCGUCGCUCAUCCAUCGUGCCACCAACGGCACUGAGCGACCCUAGGGGCGAUGGCCAACUAGUAGUUUCGCCUGACUUCUGGAAUCUCGACUGGCCACUGACUUGUUCCUGUCCCUUGCUGAUCUUCAUCAACUCUAAAAGUGGGGAUCAUCAAGGGAUCAUCUUUCUCCGGAAAUUCAAACAAUAUCUUAAUCCGUCUCAAGUAUUCGACCUGGCGAAGGGUGGACCUGAAGCAGGCAUCGCUAUGUUCAAGAACUUUGCCCGUUUUCGUGUUCUGGUUUGCGGUGGUGAUGGCAGCGUGAGCUGGGUCUUAUCUACAAUUGAUGCCUAUGGAGUGCAUGAUAGGUGUCAGCUGGCGAUCAUCCCACUUGGAACUGGGAACGAUCUCGCUCGUGUCCUGGGCUGGGGAGCACUGUGGAAUAAAAACAACUCACUCCUGGAUGUUCUCACCCAAAUAGAGCAGGCUAAUGUGAGGAUUUUAGACAGAUGGAGCGUGAUGAUUCGUGAGAGCCCCAGACAAGCCUCAGUGCUGAAAGGACAAGCGGAAUUGGACAUACCAAGUUUUGAGGCUGCUGCCAUCAAGAACUUAGAGUCUGCCUCCACUGAGUUGAACAAACUUCUGAAGUCCAGGCAGUCCACUGAGGUUGUUAUCUCCACAAGAUUCCUGUACUCAGCAGUGGAAGAGUUUGCGGGUGAUAUUGUAAAGGCCUGGCACCAAAUAAAACAGAACAGCACAGCAGUGGAGUCUGUGAUUUUGAAAAGCGACUUAAUGUAUGAUAAACUCAGUGUCGUUCUUGAUCUCCUGGCUGAGGAUGCAGUAGCUGCCUCCGCUGAGAGGACAGCCACGGCAUAUGGAGGCAGAAGUGAAGCAGAUGGAAAACCGUUCGAGCCUGAACUGGACCACAUAGCAAAGACCAAACUGGAGUUGGCUGAAAGGGCUCAGAAACUCCAACAAUGCUUGAAGCUCAUCAUAUUCCAGGUUGAACAAGUUCUGGAUGAAGAAAGCAGACAGAGCUUAUCAGUUAAGAACUUUACUUCAUCCUUGUUCCUGGGAGACGGAGAAGAUGACUCAGAUGACUACGAUCAGAGCCCAAGACACCGUUCUCGUUGUGACAUCUUAUAUUCUAUACCUUCGCUGAGAAGUGAAGACCUAGAUAACCUUGACUUAGAACACUUAUAUAUUACACCUGAAAUGAUACAAUUCAAAGAAAAGUGCGUCAUGAACAACUAUUUUGGAAUUGGACUAGAUGCAAAAAUUUCUCUAGAGUUCAAUGCCAGAAGAGAAGAACACCCAGAACAAUACAAUAGCCUGCUUAAGAACAAAAUAUGGUACGGUCUUCUGGGAAGUAAGGAACUGCUGCAGCGCUCUUACAGGAAACUGGAAGAGCGAGUACACCUCGAGUGUGAUGGAGUAGCUGUCUCCUUGCCAAACCUUCAAGGCAUCGUAGUGCUCAACAUUACCAGCUAUGCUGGAGGUGUCAAUUUCUGGGGAAGGAACAGACCAACUAGAGAAUAUGAGGCCCCUGCAUUCGAUGAUGGGAAGUUAGAGGUUGUGGCAAUCUUUGGUUCUGUGCAGAUGGCAAUGUCCCGUAUGAUCAACAUGCAUCGUCAUCGAAUUGCCCAGUGCCAUGAGGUGGUAAUAACUAUUGAUGGUGAAGAUGGUAUCCCAGUGCAGGUGGAUGGGGAAGCCUGGAUUCAGAAACCAGGCCUUAUCAAGAUCAAAUACAAGAAUGCUGCUCAGAUGUUGAUGAGAGAUCGGGACUUUGAGAACUCAAUGAAAACGUGGGAAUCAAAGCAUACUGAGAUCCAAGCUGUCCAACCACCUCAUCUGGAUUUGCAGGAAUCUCAAGACAGCCUGUCUGAUAGAGAGUAUGCCCAGAUGCAGCACUUGGCUCGGCUUGCAGAAAACCUCAUUAGCAGACUUACUGACCUAAGCAAGGUCUACCAGCACGUGUCUGUCCUCAUGGAUUCUGUGACUGCCAGUGCUAGCAUACUGAAUGAAGUGUUCUACAGUCAAGACAGUGCCAAUGAGGAAGGUGCAGCAUCCUGUAUUCCCAUUGAGACUCUAAGCAGAACUGAUGCAGUGGAUGUUACAUUUAUUCUUAAAGGACUUUACGAUGACACCAAAGCUUUCCUGGAUGAAAACUUGUUAAGAGAUGCUGGGGAUCGGGACAUGCUCCAAAGUGCCUUGGAUGCCAUGAGUAUAGAGUUGACAAGGGUACUGGAAAUUGGCUGGUUAAGUCAACUAUUCUUUCCAGAGGAACAAGCUUCCGACACUCAUAGUUUAAGUCGCAGGUUUAGAAUUAAAUUCCCCAAGUUGGGGAAGAAGAAACAAGAAGAAGAAGGAGGAAAACCUAAACCAAGCAAAAGAUUCCCUGGUUUUCUUGGUAAGUUAUGGCGUCGCAGAAAUCGUGACAGUCGAGCAAAAGCCGAUGACCCUCCAACACCUUCAAGUUCUCACCUAUAG